Messenger RNA from Aspergillus novofumigatus IBT 16806, 2069 nucleotides. Its product is annotated as DEAD/DEAH box helicase. Bases 38 to 2023 code for a protein of 661 amino acids. Lineage: Eukaryota; Fungi; Ascomycota; Eurotiomycetes; Eurotiales; Aspergillaceae. The record is from RefSeq and is a predicted model, not a curated record. Gene Ontology annotation, molecular function: ATP binding; hydrolase activity; DNA binding. The transcript has 3 exons.
UCUCAUUAUUGACAUCCUUUUGCUUCAUGGCAACUAGAUGAACGUUUUUCGACGGAGAUUGGGGCAUAUUCCCAUUUUGGAUAUCAUCACUCGAGCUAACCGACCUCACUGGCGACUUGCAUUUCACCGAUAUGGCCGUUUCAACUCUACCAACUCAAGGCCGACCACAGAGCCUUCCACAGAGCCUGCACGCUCGUUUGAAUCUUCCAAGUUAGUCCUUCGAGACUAUCAGGAGGAAUGUAUUCAAUCUGUGUUAAAGUACUUGGACGAGGGUCACAAGCGCUUGGGUAUCUCUCUUGCGACUGGUGCAGGCAAAACGGUCAUCUUCACCGAGCUAAUCGGUCGCAUCCCGUCACGCAAUGAGAUAGGCGACAAGACUUUGAUUAUUGUGCAUCGAAAAGAGCUUGUGGAACAAGCAGCCCAACAUUGCCGCCGCGCAUACCCUGACCGAACUGUCGAGAUUGAGAUGGGCCAUAGCCAUGCCUCAGGAGCUGGGGACAUCAUUGUCGCUUCUGUGCAGACUCUGACGCGAGGAAAUAGACUAGCAAAAUUUAAUCCGAAACGGUUUAAACUGGUGCUGGUGGAUGAAGCGCACCACAUCGUCGCUUCCUCCUACCGAGAAGCUUUGAAGCAUUUCGGAGUGGACGAAACGUCUGCGGAUUCUCCAGUUCUCGUCGGCGUCUCGGCUACAUUUUCUCGGAGCGACGGACUGAAACUGGGUGCUGCAAUCGAUCACAUUGUAUAUCAUAAAGAUUACAUCGACAUGAUCGACGACAACUGGCUUGCCAAUGCGGUCUUUACUACGGUCUGCUCCGAGGCAAACUUGUCCAAGGUGAAAAAGGAUAGCUUUGGGGACUUUGCAAUCGGCUCUCUUUCCAAGGCAGUGAACACAGAGAAUGUCAAUAACAUCACCGUGCGUGCAUGGCUCGCUAACGCGCAAGACCGCAAAUCCACGCUGGUAUUCUGCGUAGAUGUCGCACACACAAAAGCGCUUACGGAGACCUUCCGCAGCUACGGCAUCGAUGCGCGGUACAUCACUGCAAAGACCCCAAAAGAAGUACGGAUGGAGCAGCUGCGCGCAUUCAGAAACCGAGAGUAUCCCGUUCUGCUGAACUGCGGUCUCUUCACAGAAGGGACAGACAUCCCGAACAUCGACUGCGUCCUCCUUGCCAGACCGACCCGGUCGCGGAACCUACUCAUCCAGAUGAUCGGCCGGGGACUCAGAUUGUACCCCGGCAAGGAAGACUGCCACAUCAUCGACAUGGUGGCAACCCUCAACACCGGCGUCCUCUCCACACCAACCCUAUUCGGCCUACACCCAGACGAAGUCCUCCAAAAAGCCAAAGCCAAAGAUCUAAGAGACGUGCCACUCGAAGGCACCGCAACCGGGACAGGGACCCCAGCCGAGGAAGGAACAGAGGAACCGCCGCCGCCCCGGACGACUCAGACCCCACACGUCUGGGUCCGCGUCGGCGACGCCCGCUACAUCCUCUCGGACGCCUCAGGCUGGCUCACGAUCGACAAGGAAGAAGACACAGGUCGAGCGUACAGACCCCAACCCAACCCCGACCCGACCUCUACCGCCAACACACCCGACGACCCUUACAUCUUCACCGUCCGCCACGUUGCCAAAUUCAAAAACUCCGAUGACAGCGUCACGCAUACCCGUCCGCGACUCAUCGCCACAGCCCCGGACUUCGAGACCGCCCUCCGCGCGGCAGAUACAUUCGCAACCAGCGAGUUCGAGGAGAGAUACAUCUCGGUGUUUCAGCCAUGGCGACAGCUCCCCGCGACGGAGGCGCAGGUGCGCUUCCUGAAUAAAUCGAAGGUCCGGCACGGGUUGAUCCACAGGAAACAUCUUACCAGGGGCCAGGCGGCGGAUCUGAUCACUAAGUUGAAGUUCGGUGGGAAGCAGCGGUUCGCGGCGCGCAGGGCUGAGCGGCUCUCUGAGUUGCGGAGGCAAGAGGAGGUCGAGGAGUUGAGAAGACAGGGCGCUGUGAGGGUCGGGCCGGUUGAGAUCUAGCUUUUUCUCCAUUGACACUAUUGUAUAGUAUAAAUGAUACCUCGAA